AUGCAACAAUCCCUCUCCGUGCAUGGCGAGUGUCUUGACAGUCCACGGUACCCGAUUGGAUUUCCGCUGGCUGCGGCAUUUGAGGGUGGGAGCAUUGUAGCUCUGCUGGGGAUGAAAGUGUACAUUGACAGAAACCAAGAUAUCCUGGAAUAUGGGUUUGCCAGGAAGCCAGAUGCAGAAACAGAUGCAGAAGAGGGAGAGCGAGAGAGCUCUGUUGACGAGGAGCAAAGACACGCGACCGCAGACAAAAUGCCCGGUGCGCUCUUGUCGAGGUCUAAUUAA
This is a messenger RNA of Monascus purpureus, 282 nucleotides long. NCBI's taxonomy places the organism in Eukaryota, Fungi, Ascomycota, Eurotiomycetes, Eurotiales, Aspergillaceae. The record is from the annotation of a GenBank genome assembly.